This is a messenger RNA of Humulus lupulus (European hop), 760 nucleotides long. RefSeq lists its product as uncharacterized. The transcript has 3 exons. The record is from RefSeq and is a predicted model, not a curated record. Lineage: Eukaryota; Viridiplantae; Streptophyta; Magnoliopsida; Rosales; Cannabaceae. Gene Ontology annotation, cellular component: mitochondrion. Bases 187 to 435 code for a protein of 82 amino acids.
AUACCUAAGAAAAGCCCAAACAUAAAACGAAGUCCCUCCCUCUCGACCCGACUAGAAGCUACCACCGUCUUCCUCUGCUUCUGAACCCAUCUGAAUAGAGCUCCUCCGUCCCUGGUUGUUGUCGUUGUUUGUGCAGGGUGGUAGAGCUUGCAUUUUAUUCAAUUGGAUAGAAUACAAGGAACAAUAAUGCAUCCUCCAUUGACGCUUCACAAGCAUCCCAUGUGUGCCGAAAUAAUUGAGCAGUUCCAGCAGUGUCAUUUGGAUCAUCCUUAUGGUAAAUUUUUUGGUGAAUGUACAGAUCUUAAGAUAAAGCUUGAUCGUUGCUUUCGGCAGGAGAAAGCUCUAAAGAGGAAAGAAAACUUUGAACAAAGUAAGAAACUGAAAGAAAGGUUACAUGCUUUCAGGAAAGAAAGUGCUGAGACAAACACUGAGUAGGGUAAUUUUGUAUGCUUAAUGGUCAAGUCUUCGACGAUAGCAGAUGCCUUUAUUUUCUUACCACACAAGAAUUUAAAAUAGACCGAAGAUAUGAUUGCUUGCUGCUAUGCUAUCACAUAUUGGUGAUAAGCUGGAAAGAGCAAAUUAGAUUGCUCUGCAUAUUUCUUUUCAUGUAUUAAAGAAAAUGGAACCAUGAUUCAUAAAAGUAUCUUUGAUUGAGUUACUGAACCAACUUGUAUAUCUUUGUUUGUUACUUUACAACUUUGAGAAAUAGCUGGAUGUCAUUACAGAUUCAUUUAUUUAUAUUGAAACAAUUGUUUUGUCA